UGAGGUAAAUAUAUAAUGGUGUUUUGUCUUAUGAAGAAAUCAAGUUCUGCUUUUCUGAGUCACUCUUUUUCUUUCAGAGAUUUUAGGAUGACAUGUUAAAAUGUACUUAUUGAAGAUGUAUUAUAGAAAGCAGUAAUAUAAUGGUCUUGCCUGAGCACAAAGGUGCAGUGAUUUAAUUAAAGGUGUGGUUUAAUUAAGGGUUUGAGUUUUAUAAAGCCUUGUUUGUCGGAACUGUUGGCACUGUGUAAACAUAAUAAAUUUAAGUGAACUUUGCACUUGUGCACCUGUAUGUUUAGGGAUAGAAUUAAUAGAAGCAUUUUAGAAUCAUAGAAUGAUUUAGGUUGGAAGGGACCUUAAAGAUCACCUAGUUCCAACCCCCCUGCCAUGGGCAGGGACACCUCCCACUAGACCAGGUUGCUCAAAACCCCAUCCAGCCUGGCCUUGAACCCUUCCAGGGAUGGGGCAGCCACAGUUUUUCUGGGCAGUCUGCCUCAUUUUAAGUUGUGUUUGUAUCCAAACUUCGUAACACGUCUUUAAACUAAGUCUUUAAACUAAAUCAGCACUCCUUUGUAAAAAACAGGCCUAAUCUAAGCGCAGCCAGUAUGCUUCAGUCCUGAGCCAGAAGGUACUGGGAAUAUAAACAGCAAUAAUCGCACCAUUUAGUCUGAACAUCAAACUGCUGUUGAUAAUGUUGAUAAAGUUGACUGUGGCUCUGCAUAACAUAGCUUUUAUAUGUUUGGUGGAACUUAGUUGGAUGGAGAUCAUGAUUGUAACCUCAAGUAUGAGAUUAAUAAUGCUGAGAUCUGUAAAAGUGAUCAAGCUGGGUAUUUAUGAACUGUAACUCAUAACUUUUUUGGUUUUUUUAGUUGCAGAUUGAAAUAUCAUGGACAGAAAAUAGUUUGGAUGAUGUGUUUUGCCAGUGUGUCGCUGCAGUUUUGGUUUUAACAAUGGAUAAGUGUAAGCACAUAGGACGUCUGCGACUGGCCCAAGAUCACUCCAUUCUGAAUCCUCAGAAGUGGCAUUGUGUGGACUGCAACACGACAGAAUCCGUGUGGGCCUGCCUCAGCUGCUCGCACGUGGCGUGUGGAAGAUACAUUGAAGAACAUGCACUAAAGCACUUUCAGGAGAGCGGUCACCCGGUGGCCUUGGAAGUAAACGAGCUGUAUGUUUUCUGUUAUCUCUGCGAUGAUUAUGUUCUUAAUGAUAACGCAACUGGUGAUUUGAAACUGUUGCGAAGCACAUUAAGUGCAAUCAAGAGUCAAAACUAUGAGUGCACUACUCGAAGUGGGAGGACUUUGCGUUCUAUGGGUACAAGUGAUGAUUCUUACCUUUCCCAUGGUGGUGCCCAAGCCUUGCUUCGGAAUGAAGAUCGCAUGUUCACAGCUCUCUGGCACCGACGGCGUGCGUUCCUGGGCAAAAUAUUCAGAUCAUGGUUUGAGUUGACACCUACUGGAAAAAAGAUUUUGGAAGAAGAAAGGCGUCGGGAAGAAGCAGAGGAAAGAAGGGCCAAGGCUAGGAAGAGAAGACAGGAGCGAAAGCGUGAGUUGAAAGCAGAGAUGGAAAAGAUGCCUCCAAGAAAGAGCAGUCGUUUACAAAAUCAGAUUAGAAUGUCCUCAGAAACAGCACCCUGCCUGCAAAAAACAUCACAGAGUAUCACGUCUGUGGCAGAGUCGAAAAAACCGUAUACCUCAGAUGAAGAAAGAUUGAAAAAAAUCAGUGACUCACCAAUUAAACGAAGGCCCACAGUGACUCCUGGGGUAACAGGACUGAGAAACCUGGGAAAUACAUGCUAUAUGAAUUCUAUCCUGCAGGUAUUAAGUCACUUACUUAUUUUUCGAGAAUGCUUUUUAAAGCUUGAUCUCAACCAAACUCAGGAACUGCUGGCAACAGCAACUAAUGGUAAAACUAGAUCUUCAUCUAAACACCUGUCAGUAGCUGCCUCAACAUUACAUGUGAAUGAGAACCAGGAGAAAGUAAGGGGAUCCUCUUCUGUGAGGCGGCCUAGUUUAUCCUCUGGAUUAAGUGGAGGAGCAUCAAAAAGUAGAAAUAUGGAACUUAUUCAGCCCAGGGAGCCCAGUUCAAAGCAUAUUUCUCUCUGUCAUGAGCUGCAUACUCUGUUUCAAGUUAUGUGGUCUGGCAAAUGGGCACUGGUGUCUCCUUUUGCCAUGCUUCAUUCUGUGUGGAGACUAAUUCCAGCCUUCAGAGGAUAUGCCCAACAAGACGCUCAGGAAUUUCUCUGUGAACUUUUGGAUAAAGUGCAGCAGGAAUUGGAGACUACGGGGGCCAGAUACCCAGCUCUCAUCCCUGCUUCUCAAAGAAAACUUAUAAAACAGGUUUUGAAUGUGGUUAACAACAUUUUUCAUGGACAGCUACUAAGUCAGGUUACAUGUCUUGCCUGUGACAAUAAAUCAAAUACCAUAGAACCUUUCUGGGACCUAUCCCUGGAGUUUCCUGAGAGGUAUCACUGCAACGGCAAGGAGAUGUCGUCUCAGUAUCCAUGUCUGCUGACAGAAAUGCUGGCCAAGUUUACAGAAACUGAAGCUUUGGAAGGAAAGAUAUAUGCAUGUGAUCAGUGCAACAUUAUACUCACAGAAGCUCAGAAGCAGCUUAUGGUGUGUCGGCUACCUCAGGUUCUCAGAUUACAUCUUAAACGGUUUAGGUGGUCGGGACGCAAUCAUCGUGAGAAGAUUGGCGUACAUGUUAAUUUUGAUCAAAUACUGAACAUGGAACCUUACUGCUGCAGAGAAUCCCUCAAGUCCCUCCUACCUGACUGCUUUAUCUAUGACUUGUCUGCUGUGGUGAUGCAUCACGGGAAGGGCUUUGGCUCAGGGCACUACACUGCCUACUGCUACAACUCAGAAGGAGGAUUUUGGGUACACUGCAAUGAUUCAAAACUCAACAUGUGCACUAUGGAAGAAGUAUGCAGGGCUCAAGCUUACAUUUUGUUUUACAGCCAACGACUUACUCAGGCAAACGGACGUGGCAAAAUACCAUGUCCCAGCACAGCUGAAAGUCAGGAGCACACAAAAUUAGCUGACUGUUCCAUGGACGACAGUAGCAGCUAAUCCAAAGCCAGUUAACUGCGUGUGGUAAAAGUUUGAAUUGUCAUAACUAUAUAUUUUUAAAUGAAAAGUACAGUAUUGUACUUUUUUUACUUUGAAUCAGUGUACAAUGUUUAUAUACUUUUGUAUUAGUUAAAGUACUCUUUACAAUUGUUAGUAAAAGUUUUUAUUGACAGUAAGUAACCUAGAAUUUCAAUACAGCUAUUUUUUUAAGAAAAAGAUUGCUAUUUGCAUUUAACUCUUACCUCAGGCUGUUUUUUAAAGCUGGUUUUGUAUUUUGAUAAUCUUUUUGAAUUGGUUUAGAAAAAUGACUUUCGAUGGGCAACUGAUGUUUCUCUGGUUAAUUUUCUAUAUAUGCUUCUGUACAUUUUAUAGUAUAGUUUUAAUGAUAUCAUGAUUCUUACUGUCUGCAAGAAUUGCUACUAGGUCUUAGAAUAUUAACAUUCACCAGCAAGGAAUGUUUUACAUGUCAAAUAGCAACAGAAGUUCUUGUAGGAAACUUUCUGUAUAUUCUUCACGACUAAAGUGAAAUUAUUUUGCAAGCUUCAAGGGAGCUACACUAAAGAUACAUUGAUAGAAUUUCUUACAAUCUGAAAUGGAGCAAGUGGAGCAUGUACUUGCAAGUAUGUAAGAGGAGUGUAUAAAAACACAAGACUCUCUUUACCAAGACUUCCAUGUUUUAGCCUUAACAAGUCUGACAACUUAAAACUCAAGUGCCAAAUUCAAAGUACUAACUUUGACAAUGUGGGGCUUUUUAUUCCAAAACUUAAAAAGCUUUCUUAAAAUACAGCCCCUUAACAAAAACACACUCACCCACCCCACUGUCAUUGCUACAAGAAAGAACAUUAGCACCCCCUUACUUGCAUUGGGCAAACUUAAAUCGUAGCUGGUGUCAUCUGUUUCAGUAAUCUCUAACAUAAACCACUGAAAAGAAGCUGUAAAACUUGUAUGAAAGCAUGUUUCAAUCUGCCUGGUUUCCUUACCUCCAGCUGCUGGACCUUCUCCACGGUCCCCGCCACUAGCGAUAACAGAACUGUGCAUUGAGGAGGAUCUAACAAGCAGGAAUUAUCAGUCUCCACAUAUUGUAGUUGAUGCCAAGUAAAUUUUAAUUGUGAAGUUAUUUUGCAUAAGUCUUAUGCAAAUUGUUACCUCAUCUUCUGCAAAGUUUAUACCUCAAUAAAUGGACAGAAAACCACGUGUA
Calidris pugnax (ruff) is the source of this 4263-nucleotide messenger RNA. It is a transcript of the gene USP44, whose product is annotated as ubiquitin specific peptidase 44. The transcript has 5 exons. The record is from RefSeq and is a predicted model, not a curated record. Gene Ontology annotation, molecular function: zinc ion binding; cysteine-type deubiquitinase activity. Gene Ontology annotation, biological process: protein deubiquitination. Bases 948 to 3065 code for a protein of 705 amino acids. Gene Ontology annotation, cellular component: cytoplasm. NCBI's taxonomy places the organism in Eukaryota, Metazoa, Chordata, Aves, Charadriiformes, Scolopacidae.